This is a messenger RNA of Purpureocillium lilacinum, 1113 nucleotides long. RefSeq lists its product as uncharacterized. Lineage: Eukaryota; Fungi; Ascomycota; Sordariomycetes; Hypocreales; Ophiocordycipitaceae. The record is from RefSeq and is a predicted model, not a curated record.
AUGCCUCCUGCGGAAGGGGUUGAAGCCGUCGUUGUGCGGCUGAGCAAUCCGAGGGCUGAGGGUAUGAACAACACGAACCGCGUUGAAAACGAGGUUGCUUCGAUGCAUCUCGCGCGCGGCGCCGUAGCGCAGCUGGGCACUGACUACGUCGGCCUCGUGCCGGCGGUCUAUGCCUGGAAAGCGGCCACCUCUGCCUCGUCGAAAGACGAAGCAGGCUUUGGAUGGACGAUCAUGGAGUACAAGUCUGGCGUCCCUUUGGAUGCUCAUUUCAGAGCGCUUUCCAUGGAGCAGAAGCUCGAAAUCAUCGAUCAAGUUGCAGUCAUAUUCUCUGCCACUCAGGGCGUAAAGUUACCCCCUAGCGUUACACACCACGGCGGACUUACCAUCGACAACGGGGGACAGAUCAUUUCUGGUCAGGGAACUUUGCAGGAGAUGGAAGGUGGCCCGUGGAAAGGCUUUGUAGAAUCCUGGGCGUUCAACAUGCAGGGGAAACUGAAGGAGGCCGACGCGAGCGAGGUGAUCAGCGGCUGGACUGCUAACGGAGUGCGAGCCAAUGUGGAUCGAAUGGUCGCGUCCGGACUUUCCAGCAUCAUCCGUGAUGCAGGAGUGGACACGACGAGCCUUGUGCUCAUUCACAGAGACUUUACGAUGAACAACAUGCUCUUUGACACCGAAUCAAAGCGGAUUUCCGCGAUGCUCGACUUCGAUUGGGCCGCCAUCGGACAUCCGGGCGAAGAGUUCUUCACCUCGUUCCACGACGUGAAGGGCACGACGCGGAUGAUUCACUCCGAGGAACUGCAGAAGGCCAUCUUGACCGGGAGCUUUGGAGACGGGUUGGCCAAAGAUGUCGCCAAUGAGGAGGAACACGAAGCGUGGGAGCUAGCGCGCGCUUGGGAUGCGGCGCUCCAGAAGCAUGGGGCGAUUCGGCCAAGUGAUAUCAAGGGCAUGGUGGUGCUAGAGAAGUUGCGCAGCUUUACCGACUUGCUGGCGCCGUUUGAGCUUGCGAAUAAGGCCAUGCUGAAGAGACGAUCAGCCGAGGACAUUGCAGUCAUGAGGGCCAAGACUGAAGAGGCAAUUGUCAAGGGCCUUGAGCAGUUCAACGUCGGAGGAUGA